AUGUACCUUACUAAGGUGGAGCUCACACGGUUUGAGCCCGUUAGGGAUGCUGUUGGGGAAAUGUCGGGCCUUUUGGUCUACGGCCAGGCAAUGCAAAGCGGGAUGAUAAUGACGAAGCACCCAUGGAAACCGAGGGAGAUCAUCAGCGCACUUUCCCAAGGGGACUACCACACAGCCCUCAUUGCGGUGGGUGUCGACAGCGACUUCAGCUAUGCCUUGACGCUGCAUCAUUGGGUACUGAUCACGAUCGUGAUCAUCACUUCAUCUGUAACAAUUUUUAUUAUAGUAAUCAGUAUCAUUUAUAUGCGCUUCGUAUUAACAAAUACAAAAAGACUAAACUCAUUUGAGUGUUCAUCCAAUUUAUCUUUAAGUAGGGUUCCUAGUUAUGGACAUCUUCCUGCCACACCUUUCACCAAUUUUGCCCACCCUCCAGCGGCAGACGGCGAUUUUGAUGAACCCACCGUUCCUUAUACACCAGCUUCUGGACGGCUUGAAGAAGAUGCUUUCGGAAAACAGUCAUCAGUGAGAAUCAUCAACCCUUUAAGAACUACUAACGACAUUUCUGCAGAAUCAAAAGCAGUAGACGAGGCUCAUCUGACCUUUUCUCACGUGGGUUGA
Phytomonas sp. Hart1 is the source of this 618-nucleotide messenger RNA. The record is from the annotation of a GenBank genome assembly. Lineage: Eukaryota; Euglenozoa; Kinetoplastea; Trypanosomatida; Trypanosomatidae.